UCCUAUACACUCAAUACGAUGCAUCAAAGCGUUGCAUACAAAUAAUAAAUAUCCAUUGCCUGUUUGUCAGUCGACGGUUCAGUUGUCAAAUUUAUUAUUACAAAAAUUACAUUUUUCGUGCAAGGCGGGAAUCUAUUUAUUUUCGUUUCGUAGGCAACAUCACCAAACUGUUAAAUGGUUCGAGUGAAGAGACCGCUGCCAAAGGAUGAAAUUGACGAACCUGCGGCCAAAACAUCAAAACUUCAAUCUGCUCGACGUAAGUCGUCCGGUAUUGAGGUACCGAAACGACUAACAAUCAUCGGCAAUCUGUUGAGCUGCGGCCAAAACGAAGUCGGACAACUGGGACUCGGUGAAGACGUACCCGAAAAGACAAGACCGGCCCUCGUACCAAAUGUGUCAAAUGUGGUCGACCUGAAGGCUGGCGGAAUGCACAGUCUGUAUUUGACCGACGACGGUAAGAUUUACUCGUUCGGCUGUAACGACGAAGGUGCUCUGGGCCGAGACACAUCCGUCGAAGGUUCCGAACACACACCCAGCCCUGUCGAUUUGCCUGCGCCAUGUGUCAAAAUAAGCGCCGGAGAUUCACAUUCGGGAUGCUUGUUGGACGAUGGCAGAGCGUUUGCUUGGGGAUCGUUUCGUGACUCGCACGGUAACAUGGGCUUGACAUUGGACGGAAACAAACGUUUUCCAAUCGAAAUUGUGCCGAGCGUUAAAUUCGUUGACAUUGACUCCGGGGCCGAUCAUCUGGUGUUGCUCUCGAAUGAUGGUCGAGUGUAUACGGUCGGCUGUGCGGAACAAGGCCAAUUGGGUCGGGUGUCGGCACGGUCUUCGUCUGGGGAAAGUAGACGUGGAAAGAGACAGUUACUCGUACCGGAAAUGGUCAAUUUGAAGCGAUUGAAGGCUGAUGCUAUCUUUGCGACUACAUACUGUACAUUCAUACGGGUGCAAAAUGGAUCGGCCGAGAACAUACUCGCCUUCGGAUUGAACAACUACUGGCAACUUGGACUACCGAAAACGGACGCACCACUCUUUACUCCACGGCCCACGAAAUUCACCAACGUUAAGUCGAUCGUCGGUGGCCAACAUCACACGUUAGUUCUGACGAACGACAACAAAUGUUGGGCAAUUGGACGGAAAGAGUACGGCAGAUUGGGCAUUGGCGAGGUGGAAAAUGACGUGGAUGCACUGGUUCCCAUCGAGACAUUGAACAACGAGAAGGUGAUUCAGUUGGCGUGCGGUGAAUCGUGUUCGUUUGCAGUGACCGAAAAUGGCAAAGUGUUCGCAUGGGGCUUCGGAUCGAACAAUCAAUUGGGAACCGGAUCGGACGAGGACGCAUUGGUGCCGACAUUGUUAACAGGACAACAGGUCAAGGAUAAGCAAGUCAUUGCCGUGGCCAGUGGUGGUCAACAUACGCUAUUUGUUGUAAAAGCUGAUUCGACGAAAAAUGGGGAACCGAACAAGCAGAAUGGUGGACCGAAAGUUGCAGCCGCUGAUACAACGUCAAAGAAGAAGAAAUAGAAUUCCCACACACUGGUCGUCACACUCUGGAAAUUUGUUAUUUUUUUUGAAAAUAUUUGUAAUUUGAGCUGCACUGUCGCUAGAAAUAAAUUUCGUUUUUGAAUCAAAUAAAAUUCAGUUCGGUCGGUUUGUUGUCAUUAAAUUGAAA
This is a messenger RNA of Bradysia coprophila, 1666 nucleotides long. RefSeq names its product Regulator of chromosome condensation 1 (gene Rcc1). The record is from RefSeq and is a predicted model, not a curated record. Gene Ontology annotation, molecular function: guanyl-nucleotide exchange factor activity. Lineage: Eukaryota; Metazoa; Arthropoda; Insecta; Diptera; Sciaridae. Gene Ontology annotation, cellular component: cytoplasm.